AUGUAUGGUGCCAGUGCUGUAGUUGGUGCUGCAGCUGGUGCCAGUGCUAGAGUUGGUGUUGCAGCUGGUGUCAGUACUGGAGUUGGUGCUGCAGCUGGUGUCAGUUGGGCUGCAGCUGGUGCCGGUGCUAGAGUUGGUGCUGCAGAUGGUGCCGGUGCUGGAGUUGGUGCUGCAGCUGGUGCAAGUGCUGGAGUUGGUGCUGUAGCUGGUGCCGGUGUUGGAGUUGGUGCUGCAUCUGGUGCCGGUGUUGGAGUUGGUGCUGCAGCUAGUGCCGGUGUUGGAGUUGGUGCUGCAGCUGGUGCCGGUGUUAGAGUUGGUGCUGCAGCUGGUGCCGGUGUUGGAGUUGGUGCUGCAGCUGGUGCCGGAUCGGUGACUGACCGUAGUGUGGAAGAGGAGCCCUUUCCAGCAUCACAGAACACUGAAGAGAACAAGAAAACAUUCGAAUGUGCCGAAGACCUUUGCGCUGCAUUGCUUCUUCUCCGCAUGACAAGAGGUGGCUUCGUUGUUUACGUCGACUCCGUCGGCCAACUCCCGAAGUGGUUCCGGGCCGCCGUUAUGAAGCAAGGCCUGCCUCCACGACAAGCGAAGAAGGUACAAGCGGCGUUCAUCCAUUCAACAAAUAACUUGAGCACUGCAACAGGGAGCCACGAACCAGCCAAGGUCGUCGUACGCCUAAUUACCGACGUGACCUGA
Molecule: messenger RNA, 693 nt
Organism: Penaeus vannamei (Pacific white shrimp)
Lineage: Eukaryota; Metazoa; Arthropoda; Malacostraca; Decapoda; Penaeidae
Source: RefSeq, a predicted model, not a curated record